GAGAGUGAUCCAGAUCAACCUGAUGACGAAGACGGCUUCAUUGUCGGCGUUGACGACGAAGAUGGUAACAAACAUUCUCUUGAGGAAGAUGACGAAAAAGAGAGUGAAGAUGAUGAACCGGCGGUCGACGAGGAUGCAGAAGGAAGUGAGAAAGACGGAGAGGAAGAGGUGAACGUACCGGUUGAAGAAGGCAAAGAACCAGUUGACGAAGAGGAAUACAGUGAAGAAGACGAAGGAGGUAAGGGCAAGGAGCGGGCUGACGAAACUGAAGACACCGAGGAGGUUGGCGAAGAGGAGGACGAAAGUGAAGACGAGGAGGAGGAUGGUGAAGAAGACGAUGAAGAAAAAAGCAAAGAACAGGUUGAUGAAAAUGAAGACAUCGAGGAGGUUGAAGCGAAUGAAGAGUCAGAAGAGGAGAACGAAAAUGAAGAUGAGGAGGAGGAUGGUGAAGAAAGAAACCGUGAAGAGGAAGACGAAGAAAAAGGCAAAGAACAUGUUGAUGAAAGUGAAGACGCUGAGGAGGCUGAAGAGAAUGAAGAGGAGAACGAAAAUGAAGAUGAGGAGGAGGAUGGUGAAGAAGAAAACCAUGAAGAGGAAGACGAAGAAAAAGGCAAAGAACAUGUUGAUGAAAGUGAAGACGCUGAAGAGGUGGAAGAGAAUGAAGAGGAGGAC
This is a messenger RNA of Porites evermanni, 672 nucleotides long. The record is from the annotation of a GenBank genome assembly. NCBI's taxonomy places the organism in Eukaryota, Metazoa, Cnidaria, Anthozoa, Scleractinia, Poritidae.